This is a messenger RNA of Meriones unguiculatus (Mongolian gerbil), 1042 nucleotides long. It is a transcript of the gene C2H5orf46, whose product is annotated as chromosome 2 C5orf46 homolog. The transcript is spliced from 4 exons. The coding region runs from base 52 to 429 and encodes 125 amino acids. The record is from RefSeq and is a predicted model, not a curated record. Lineage: Eukaryota; Metazoa; Chordata; Mammalia; Rodentia; Muridae.
UCAGAGCAAGCUGAGCAGACGUCUUGUGCAACAGCCUAAAUUCCGCAGCAGAUGAUGUCACCACAACUGUCCUAUAAAGGGAGCAAAGCUUCGGUGCAUCUAAGCAACCCAUCUGCACCAAUACCCAGGACAACUGGAAUGGCUGUCUCAGUUCUCCGACUGACGGUUGCCUUGGGACUGUGCGCCCUAAUCCUGACAUGCCAGGCAGAUGACAAACCAAAGGAAGAUGAAAACCCAGAUGAGAAGUCAGAUAACAAGCCGGCUGACUUCAGUAAAAACCCAGAGCCUGAGUUCCCCAAAUUCCUAAGCCUCCUGGGUUCAGAGAUCAUAGAGAAUGCUGUGGACUUCAUCCUUCGCUCCAUGUCCAGAGGAUCUUUUAUGGAACUUGACGAGGACCCUGGGCAGCCACCUUCAAAAGUGAACUCCUAAGGUGAUUCUAACUCAUGCUUUACAGGGCACACCCACCUGGCAGCUGGACAAAGAAAGGGCAGCCAGAUCCUGAACAUCCAGUUCUGUUUCACAAGUCGUCCAGAACCAAAGACCUCAAGGCAGCUCCCAGCAAGUCCCUGAGAAUCGAGCCCCAGUUCCAGCCAAAUACAAUUCAUUUGAGCUCCUUGACUUUGCAUUUGUCUUUCGUCAAAGUCAGAAAAAGUAUUUUCUUAGAGUUAUAAAAUUACAUACCUGCCUUCAGAGAUUUCUGUUGUUCCUGGCAAUUUUCCAUGAUUUGUUUAAUUUUGCAAUGAGGUAAAAAAAAAUGAGAUUACAUAUUACAUAUACAUAUAAUAUGUAUAUAAGCUAUCUCAAGGUUUCUUUAUAUAUACAAUACUUGCAAGCUAACAGAUUCUAAAAGAUAACACAUUUAAAAUUAAAAAGGCAGAAUAUAGUUGAAAGAUAAUGUAAUUCUUAGUCCAAAAACUAAGUUCUUCAUUUAAAGAUAUAUGAAGAAGUUUCAAUAAUUUACACAUUUGUUUAAGUUUUCUAUUCAAACCGUCUUGCACCUCAUGUCCUGCGUUAGUAAACUGAACAUUAAACUUCUUUUCAU